Symbiodinium necroappetens is the source of this 714-nucleotide messenger RNA. NCBI's taxonomy places the organism in Eukaryota, Dinophyceae, Suessiales, Symbiodiniaceae. The record is from the annotation of a GenBank genome assembly.
GUGCAGUCAUUUGUGCACAGAUCCGAGCCCUGUGCCAUCGAGCGGUUUGUCAAGCAGGCUGUGGAAUCCACGAACCAGGCGGUCCUCAAGGAGAGCCGGGCUGUGGGUGAGGAGGAGAUUCGAGUGCAGAUCCAGGACCGCGCAGAGACGCUGAGGCAGCAGCGGCUGGCCGCAGCGGCUGCGCAGGGUUCGCUCUCAGGCCCGCCGACAGAACGCGCAGACAGCCUUGCGAAGCGAGAGCUGGACCUGUUGGACGAGCCACGUGCUCCUGCUGCAGCAAGUAUGGCGGAGGCCAUUCCCCCGACCGCCUUUCAAGCGGAGGAGGCCGAGGCCCCACGCAGAGGCCGAGGUGCGCGAGGAGGCCGAGGUAGCCGAGGAGGACGAGGCCGUGGCUCCAAGCGGUCGCAAGACGACUUCGACCUGGCACCAACCCCGGCAAAGCAGCCGCGAAUCGCUCGUGGCGAUGCGCGUGUGGCUGCUUCCCAAGCUUCACCCCAAGCAUCCCAGGCGCCACCCGCCCCGCCUUGUGCGCCCACCGCAGCUCAAGCCUCCACAGCCACAGUGCCGCCCGCAGCGGCCACGCCCUUCCUACCGAGAAGGGCCGGGGCAGUGGCAGACGCUGCCGAGAGCUUCCUCGGGGCAUCCCAGCAUGUGUCUCAGGCCCAACUCCAACCCCCUCCCAAGAGACAGUGGGCCCUGAAAAAAGGGUCCUAG